This is a messenger RNA of Acanthosepion pharaonis, 1119 nucleotides long. The record is from the annotation of a GenBank genome assembly. NCBI's taxonomy places the organism in Eukaryota, Metazoa, Mollusca, Cephalopoda, Sepiida, Sepiidae.
AUGUCUUUCUCUCUUUAUAUCUAUCUAUCUAUCUAUCUAUCUAUCUAUCUAUCUAUCUAUCUAUCUCAUAUUAUAUUAUACAAACCAAUGGAUUCUGUAGCAUAUUCUUUUCCAACUCAUGUUUUCAAUUUUAAAUGUCUUCCUUUCUAUUCUGUUCUUCUCUCACAAUUCUUUUUAACUGCAUCCUUUGCCUUUUCAUCACUCUCUCUAUUCUUUCUAUCUCUCCUUUUUCUGCUCUCUUCCCCCCUUGUCUUCUCAAUCUUUUUUUUUUUUCCUUUCAAUCUGCCUGUUUUCUCUUUUUCUAUGACCGCCAAUUUCUCCUCUCUCCAGGUUAUUUUCUUCUCACUCUCUUUCUCUUCUCUCUCGUCUGCUCACCCACAUUGUCUAUUACUCUCUCUCUCUCUCUCAUUUUUUUCUGCUUUAUACUCACAUUUCUUCUUCUUCUCCUUUCCUAUCACUUUAUUUAUCCCUUCUCUCUCUCCUCUCUUUAUUUCAGUUAUUCUCUCUUCUCCCUUUCGUAUCCCCUCCCUUCAAUUAUUAUUCUCUCUUCUGUCUUUCUUUUUCUGUUCCUUCAAGUUCUCUCCUCUCUCUCUCUCUCUCUCUUUAUUUCAUUUAUUUUUCUCUCUUUUUCCUUUCGUUUCCUCUCCCUUUAAGUUCUUUAGCCUUUCUCUCCUCUCUCUCUUUAUGUCAUUUAUUACUCUCUCUUCUUCCAUUCGUUCCCUCUCCAUUCAAGUUCUGUCUCCUCCCUCUCCUCUCUCAUUAUUUCAUUUAUUAAUAUGUCUUCUGUCUUUCUUUUCCUAUUCCUUGCAUUUCUUUCACCUUUCUCUCCUCUUUCUUCAUUCCAGUUAUUACUCUCUCUUUUUCCUUUCGUUUCCUCUCCCUUUAAGUUCCUUCUACUUUAUCUUCUCUCCCGUUAUGUCACUUAUUAUUCUCUCUUCUUCCUUUCAGUUAUUAUUCUUUCUUCAUCUUUUCUUUUUCUCUCCCUUCAAGUUCUUUCACCUUUCUCUUCCCUCUUUAUUUCAUUGGUUAUUCUCUCUCCUUCUUUUCGUUUCUACUCCCUUCAAGUUCUUUCGCCUUUUUUGUUUAGAUUUUCUGUUUUCUCCAUAUAUAGACAUAUAG